AUGCCCCCCUACCUAGGCCUUGCCAUCCCUCUCCUCCCCGGGGCCGAAGAGGCUCGCCCUUUCGUGGUGACUCCGGAUGGCAACACAGACAAUGGGAGGAGCAGCCGAGGUCACAACGGGGAUGGACCUCGGACCCUUGCGAGAGCGAAUACUAACACCACUUCUCGCCGCAACAACAACCCGCCAGCACCAAGAAACGUCGGCCACUCCCCUCUCCUUACAGUUGUCUCUGCCAACGUGAGAGGGCUUCGUAGCAACAUUGCUGAUCUCUCCCACAACUUUGUACUACGACAAAAAGCCGAUAUUGUGGCGGUGAGCGAAACGUGGAUGAGUGACACUGUGGAUCCGUCAUUUGGCAAAAUAAAAGGCUACACGAAGUGGGUGAGGAAGGAUCGUAUCGGCAGGACAGGUGGAGGUGUGGCUGUUUGUUUUAAAAAUGGCCUCCAGACCCAGGAACUGUCAGUAGACCUUCCUCAGCAAAUGGAAGCACUUUUCUUCCGAAUAGUGCUGACUGACAACAGUGGCUUGCUGCUCUGUGUACUAUAUCGCCCCCCCAGGCAAGGCCGAUUCUCGCUUGACUUCCUGGCGGAGGAGAUGGACAACUUGCUCCAACGCCACGGCUGCAAGAACGUCCUCAUCGUGGGAGAUCUAAAUUUCCAUCUCGAGCAGCAAGCUUACAACAACUUAGUGACAGUGUCCGGCCUCACCAACCACGUCACAUUUCAGACCCACGAAAGAGGAGGCCUGCUCGACCCAGUAUUAUCAGACCUCCCGGAAGAAAGAAUAUUGUGUCAGCAGCUGGAUAAAGUGGGUAGUUCGGACCACCACGCCGUACUGACGAAGAUCCAGCUACAUGUGGCGAGGGAAAAAGCUGCACCUCGAACCAUCUGGCUAUGGGAGCAAGCUAGCUGGCGUGACAUGAGGGGCGCACUGACAGCCACAGACUGGCAGACGGUGCUCACGGGAGACGCGGAGGAGAUGACUAACGCUCUCACCUCAAUCCUGGCCACACUACAGGACCGCCACGUCCCUCACCGCACAUACCUCGCCAAGGCCACAAACCCCCAAUGGUUUGGCUUCCGCUGUCAGAUAGCUGCCGAAGCCAAGUAUGCAGCAUGGAGGAGAUACAAGCAGCGCCCGUCACAACACAACCUCGCCAUGCACCGAGCUGCUUGUAAGAGAAUGACUGACACCUCCAAGUGGGCGAGGAAACACUGGGAGCAAGACCUCAGGAGAAAGCUCACAGGCCCAGGAGUUGGAGAUAAGACGUGGUGGACACUGGUCAAGGAGAGGCAGGGUGUGAUGCGGCAGGAGAGCGUGCCCCCUGUCACCAGGCAGGACGGAACCACUGCCUCAAGCAGUGAUGACAAGGCUGCACUCCUGGCAAAAUUAUUUGCAGAAAAAAUGCAUGUUGAGAGCCCCACACGCCCCCCUCCAGUGCUACCCCGGGAGACAGCGCACACCAUCACCUCAAUACCCAUCACCACGGAGCUGGUGGAAAAAGCACUCGGGCAACUGGACGCAGGGAAAGCCACGGGCCCAGAUGGAAUCAGCCCCGGUGCUGAAACAAUGUGCCAGGGAACUUUCGGGUUUCGGCCAGGUCGAUCUACUUCCGAUCUCCUUCUCCUACUCUCCCAGGAAUGGCAGGACACCCUUGACGAAGGCCUGGACACGCUCGUAGUGGCCCUUGAUAUCGCGGGGCUUAUGACCGAGUGUGGCAUGCGGGUCUUCUGA
Molecule: messenger RNA, 1734 nt
Organism: Portunus trituberculatus (swimming crab)
Lineage: Eukaryota; Metazoa; Arthropoda; Malacostraca; Decapoda; Portunidae
Exons: 3
Coding region: 1-1734 (577 amino acids)
Molecular function (GO): catalytic activity
Source: RefSeq, a predicted model, not a curated record